Molecule: messenger RNA, 1337 nt
Organism: Trematosphaeria pertusa
Lineage: Eukaryota; Fungi; Ascomycota; Dothideomycetes; Pleosporales; Trematosphaeriaceae
Product: mitochondrial carrier
Exons: 6
Coding region: 343-1290 (315 amino acids)
Biological process (GO): mitochondrial citrate transmembrane transport; alpha-ketoglutarate transport
Cellular component (GO): mitochondrion
Molecular function (GO): tricarboxylate secondary active transmembrane transporter activity
Source: RefSeq, a predicted model, not a curated record
AACAAGGACAGCACUGUGAUGUAGUCUAGUCCCCUUUAUCGUCGCGCGCAUUGCUUCUUUGCGAGAGAAAAAAGUAAUAUCGCGAAGCCGCACAGUGAGCGCUGCAAGUCGCGCUUUCCGAGCGUCGUAAGGCUUGGCAUCAUCAAUCAACAGCUCGGUCGCCCAAAAGCCCGGGCCUCUCGCAGCUCUCAUUCCGCUAGGCUCAGCUCCGAACUUUUCUACUCCCCCCAUUCCACAUCGUUUUCUGCAUCUCCUACCUUCUCUCUUACCCCCGCAACCGUCCCAGCGAAAGACGCGCCCUCCUGCCUCGGUCCGGCCCCCUAUCGACAGCACAACCCAGAGAUGAGCACGCCCGCAGCACAGGUCGCCGGCGUGCCUGCCGUACCGGAAAAGAAGCCAGUAAAACCUUCAAAUUUACUGCUGGGUGCUGGGUUGAACAUGUUCGAAGUCACCACCUUGGGGCAACCCCUCGAAGUGACGAAGACGACAAUGGCGGCGAAUAGGUCCGACGGCUUUGCCGGGGCUAUAGGGCGCAUCUGGAGCCGCGGUGGUGUUCUUGGAUUCUACCAGGGUCUCAUUCCGUGGGCCUGGAUCGAAGCCUCCACCAAGGGCGCUGUCCUCCUGUUCGUCGCUUCCGAAGCCGAAUACCACGCUCGAGUUUUCGGCGCCCCCAAUUUCGUAGCUGGCAUCACGGGCGGCAUGGUUGGUGGUCUUGCGCAGGCCUAUGCUACCAUGGGCUUCUGUACCUGCAUGAAGACAGUCGAGAUCACAAAACACAAGGUCGCGGCGGCGGGCAUGAAGCCUCCGGGCACUAUAGAGACAUUCAUGGACAUCUGGCGUAGGGAGGGCAUUCGCGGUAUCAACCGGGGAGUGAACGCUGUUGCCGUCCGCCAGGUCACGAACUGGGGAUCGCGGUUCGGCCUCUCACGUGUUGCGGAGACUGGCAUCAGAAAGGUCACCGGAAAGGAGCAGGGUGAGAAGCUGGGCGUUAUGGAGAAGAUUCUCGCGUCUGCGCUCGGUGGCGGCUUGAGUGCUUGGAACCAGCCUAUCGAGGUCAUCCGUGUCGAGAUGCAGUCGAAAACCGUCGAUCCGAACCGUCCGAAGAACUUGACCGUGGGCAAGGCGGCGAAGUACAUCUAUUCGAACAAUGGGUUGAAGGGUCUGUACCGUGGCGUUACUCCUAGAAUCGGUCUUGGCGUUUGGCAGACGAUUUGCAUGGUUGCUUUGGGAGAUGUUGCCAAGGAAGCAGUCGAGAAGCUUACUGGCGACAAGGUUACGGCUAAGCACUAGACGGCGUUGGUUGGUAUAUGAUGGGUUCUUAUCGGGUCGGCUACUGU